Peronospora farinosa is the source of this 1329-nucleotide messenger RNA. NCBI's taxonomy places the organism in Eukaryota, Oomycota, Peronosporomycetes, Peronosporales, Peronosporaceae. The record is from the annotation of a GenBank genome assembly.
AUGUUCACCCGGUUAGCCCUUCUCCUUAAGAAUGACCGUACGCCUAAGUGCAGUCGAACCAUCGGUAAUUCUAUCAGUCGUGUAGCACGAACAGCUUUUUGCCAAAGGCCCUUGACUUCUCAACUCGGCUGCAGCACCGUCCAACAGCAGCAACGGUCGUACGUAGUGGACCCCAAGCACGGCGGUGAUUGCAUACUCACGCGCAAUAAAUACCUGUCCAUUCUGAAGGAAGAAUUCCCGCUGGAACUUGGCGACUCAUUGCCAGAGGUGGCCAUUGAGUGGGAACAGUGGGGCGACUGUGCGUUGUCUGGCGAUCGCACCAUCCUGGUGCUGCCGUCCUUCUCACACUCGAGCCACGCCGCCUCGAAUCGCGAUGAUCCGCGGCCUGGCUGGUGGGAAAACAUGAUCGGUCCUGGCAAGGCCAUCAACACGUCCUGUUUUCGCGUCAUUUGCCCGUCCGUGCUCGGCAGUCCGUUUGGUGCCACUUCGCCACUCAAGGUCAACCCACUUACAGGCGACAGAUACAAAGCCUCAUUCCCGCAACUGACACCAGCGGACAUGGCACGCUGUCACGCGAGAAUCCUGGAUGACUUGGGCAUCGACAGCGUGCACACUGUAAUUGGUGCUAGUAUGGGAGGUAUUCAGGCUUUAGAGUUUGCAGCUCAGUUUCCUGACCGCUUGAAUCGUCUAGUAGGUCUUGCGUGCACGCACCAAACCACCCCCGGAACAGUUGCCUUCCGUCGAGUACAACGACGUGCUAUCCUUGCUGAUCCCAAGUACAAUGAUGGCAAUUAUUCGCCUGAUGUGCCUCUUGAAGGCAUGAAGGUGGCACGUGAACUGGGCAUGACAUGCUACCGCUCACGUGAAGAGUUUGAUGCCCGUUUUGACUGGAAUCCAACGGGCCCUAUGCACUUUAAGACGGCAACGUUUGAAGUCGAGAGUUACAUGGACUAUCAAUCGAGUAAAUUUGCUCGUCUGUUUGAUCCGAAUUGCUACCUGUUGCUGUCAAAGGCGAUGGAUCUCGCGAAUUUAGGUCGCAACUCGUUGAAUCUGGCCGAAGGAACGAGCCGAAUCGCCGCCAAUACCCUCAUCAUUGGCAUCAAACAGGACCUACUGAUCCCGAUCCAAGAGCAGCGCAAUUUGGUCAGCAUUCUACAGUCGUACGGCCACAGUGCUCGACUAGUCGAAGUGGACUCAAAGUUCGGUCACGAUGCCAUGUUUAAUAACCAAAUGCAACUCGAUGUCUUCUCGCCACUGGUGCGCGAGCACAUUGAAGAGCAUCUCACCAAUAUCCUCCCACAUGAGCAACACCGCUACAGCAGUCUAUGA